Messenger RNA from Drosophila hydei, 2722 nucleotides. RefSeq lists its product as uncharacterized. The record is from RefSeq and is a predicted model, not a curated record. Bases 483 to 2621 code for a protein of 712 amino acids. The transcript has 2 exons. Lineage: Eukaryota; Metazoa; Arthropoda; Insecta; Diptera; Drosophilidae.
AUCAGAUUUAAAGCAUCCCUGGCAGCUGUCAAGAUGGCCGUUCUGCGCACUUUCCAACACUUAGCCAACGUGAGAACAACAGAGAGCAAAGGCGCAAAAGUAUGAGAAAGAGAGAGAGAGAGCGCACGAGACUGUGAGAGCGUUUGCUACGGCGUCUAGCGGGCGGCCUAGUCCCGCACAGCAUCCAGUGUUUGGUGGGCUGGCAGUAGCAGCAGCAGCUGCUCCAGGUAAACUGAUACACAAAUAAAAAGGCUCUACAAGCGGAACGGCGCGCAGCGUGGGGCGGGCUGGUGACCAAACAGGAGGCAGCAAUGUAGAAAAUGUGUUGUAUUCAAUGUGCAAUGAGAAAGUGCUUGCAACAAAAUGUGGUGCACAAACAAUUAAUGUAAAGUGAAAACAACAACUAAAAUGUCAAGGACUUGAAGAAAUUGUGAGAGACUAGAUUUAUACGCCAGGAUUUGUUUCAAUCAAAAGGUGCUAAAAUGCGUGCCUACUACACCACAAAGGAUAACCGAAAGUUCGGUGAUAUGAGCUAUGAAAGCAAAUAUUUAAUGGAUCCGAAGUAUAUGACAAAACGCGAUCUACAGCAUUAUUAUAAAUACUACAACAUGACCCGGAAUCGUGGCCAAUUUAAGAAGAUUGUGAUUAUUAUAUUCUGUGUGUGCAUCUUCUCCUACUUGUUUGUGGACUACAAUUUGAGGACGCAGUUACUGAGACUGCGCGAUCGCUUCGAUUUCAUAGCGCACAUCGAUGAUGACUAUAAUGCGACCCAGGCGUACUUUCUAGAUACGCCUGGCUGUCGGAUGCCCCACUUCGAGGUGCUGGACGAUACUAUAGCUCAGUUUCUGUUUAGUCCAUCGGAAGUGAAGUGCCCUAAGCCGCUGACGAGGACGAGCGACACGAUUGCCGGGCAGUUGCUGCUCAAUUUGAACGCCCAGGAGCAGCUAAAAUACUAUAAGAUCAACAAUCUCUCGGAGAUCAGCUGUCAUUAUAAGGUAGUUCUUCGCCUCACUGACACCAAGAAUCAGCAGCUGUCGCCAGUGCCCAUCAAGCUGGCCGAGAUCAUGCAGCUGCCGAAGGACCUGGAAUUCAUGUGCAUGAAUUGCGAGGAUGCAACUGGGUCAGAGAUCUAUACCGAUUGCCAUUUCUUUGUGCUGGACAAGCCCGACAACGGAACCAUGCACAAAAAGAAGGCAUUCAAACGUGUGAGCUUUAAUAAUAAUAAUAGUAAUAAGAAUGACACUGGGUCGAAGCAGGAUCGCAUCUCGAUCAUGGUGUUGGGCAUCGAUAGCGUUUCACACUUAAAUUUCCUUCGUCAAAUGAAGCGCUCUGCUGCCUUUAUAAGGAAUAAUCUAUCCCAUGUGGAAUUCUGGGGCUACAAUAAGGUGGGUGACAAUACGUUUCCCAAUUUGAUUCCGCUGCUGAGCGGUCUGGAUGAUCAGGAGCUGAACAUAUCCUGCGUGGCCCCCAUGGCACAGCCGAGCUAUGAUGGCUGCACGUUCCUGUGGAAGCGCUAUAAGCAGGCGGGCUACAGGACGAUCUUUGCGGAGGAUGUGAGCUCCCUCGGGCUGUUCAAUUUCGAUCAUAGUGGCUUUCGGCGACAGCCUACGGAUUAUUAUUUGCAUCCAAUGCUGCUGGAGAUGGAGGCGCAUAUAGCCACCAACCCGGACCUCAACUUCAAGCUGUGCAUGGGUGGGCGGAGGACAGCGGAUGUGCUCUUCGAGUAUAUACGUAAAUUUGUGCCAAAGAUGCAGCAUGAGCUAUUCUUUUCGUUCUUCUGGUCGGUGACGCUCUCUCACGAUCAUUUAAAUUCACCGCAGCUGCUAGAUCUUCAGGUGGCAAUGACUUUGCAGCGGUUGCAGGAGUCCGGCGUGCUGAAUAGAACGUUGGUGCUCUUGAUGUCCGAUCAUGGCCUGCGCUGGGGCUCCUUUCGACGCACUUACCAGGGCAUGAUGGAGGAGCGGCAGCCCCUGCUUAUGGCCCUGUAUCCCGGUUGGCUCAAGCAACGCUAUCCGCUGGCCGUUGCCAAUCUGGAGUUGAAUGCCAAACGUCUGGUCACGCCCUUUGAUCUGCACGCCACAUUGUUGCAGCUGCUCGACAUGCGCAACUUGGAGCCGGAGCGCCUGCAACAAGGCACGGCAGAGUUGCAAGAUUCUGACAGCACAAUGCUCCGUGGUAUUAGCUUAUUUAUGCCGGUGCCAUUGGCGCGAAAUUGCGAACAGGCCGGCAUUGCGGCCCACUGGUGCACCUGCUAUCAGCGCAAGGAGCUGCCAACGAAUGACGCACGCGUUCAGCGUGCUGCACGCUAUCUGGUCCGUUUGAUCAAUGAACGAUUAUCGGCGCACUCUCAAUGUCGAACGCUGUACUUGAAUUCCAUCUUACAGGCCCUGAUUGCAGAGCCGCACAAAAAAAUUGUCAAAGACAUAACGAGCGAUUACGGCGUGGAUAUUACGCUUAGAUUCCAGACCAAGCCGGGUCUGGCUGUCUUCGAGUCGACGGUGCGAAUGACUGGCUAUAGAAGCGCCCUAACCGGCACGAUCAGUCGCAUUAAUCUGUAUGGCAGCCAGAGCUACUGCAUUAAAGAUUCGAAUCUAAAAAUGUUUUGUUACUGUCACAGAUAAGCACGAUUAAUUCUCUCUACAUUCAAGAAUUUUAAGCCCAAUACGUAGCCUUAGAUAUGUUACCCACAUACACACACAUGCCCACAUACAUACCCAAAUAC